This is a messenger RNA of Rubroshorea leprosula, 468 nucleotides long. Lineage: Eukaryota; Viridiplantae; Streptophyta; Magnoliopsida; Malvales; Dipterocarpaceae. The record is from the annotation of a GenBank genome assembly.
CCUCACCCACCCAAUCCUUCUUCUUCUCCUUCUUUCUUUCUCUUUCUUUUUUCCUGCCCUGGGUCUCCAUGGCUGCGACGAACCCAACCUGCUGGAUCUCGACAGAACCCAGCCUGGCUGGGUUUCCCCGAACCCAGCCUGGCUGGGUUCCGACGAACCCUGCUGGGUCUCGUCUAACCCAGCCUUGUUGGGUUUACCCGAACCCAGCUAUUGGGUUCGACGAGACCCCAGCUGGGUUCCGAUGAACCCAGCUUUGCUGUUUCGAUGCUGAAUUCAUGUUUUUUCAUUUUUCUUUGGAUUUUCAUUUCUAGUUGUUAAUAAAUUUGAGAGUUGAUUUACAAUUUGAUUGUAUUUUUGUUGGAGUUUGAUUAGAGUUUGAUUGAUAUUGUUUAUUUUGUUUAUUGAAUGGUUAAUUUGAUUUGAUAAGAUUUACUAAGUUUGAGGCUUGAAUGAAACCCAGUAACUGGG